AUGGCUGCUCUCUGUGUCGGCGAGGACUUCUGCGAGGAGUUCACCUGUGCAGUGUGUCUUGACUCGUGGAAGGACCCCAUCGAGCUGACGCCGUGUGGGCACAUCUUCUGCAAGGCGUGUGCGCAAGACCUGAAGGAGUGUCCGGUGUGCCGCAAGAAGAUCGACCUCAUGAAAACACCGAACCGCACACUAGUCAACAUGGCGAAGCAGAUUCGAGUCAAGUGCAUGCGGUGUGAGUGGAAGGGGACGCGCGAGCAAGGGAUGAGCCAUGUAUGCGGGAAUGCGAGCGCCAGCCUGCCGAGCCAGCCAUCGCCGCCAUCUUCGGUUACCACGCAGCCACCACAGCAGCACCCCACUGCGGCCAAUUUUCCCUCCCCAUACACGCAGCAGCUGCCGUACUCUGGCUACGGGUCACCUCCGCUGCAGACACUGCAGCAGGGGCAGAGCAAUUCGAGCCUGUGGCAGAGCGGUGCUCCGACGCAGCCUCCGCAGCAGUCGGCGGGAUACUCGUCGAGCCACGCCAACGCUUACCCAGGUGCCGCCCCGUCUCUCGGCAGCGGCAAUGCAGGCGGUCAGGGCGGCUACCCCUCCUCGAACAACUACUGGAGUCAGACUGAGGUGAGCUACACCGGCUACAAUAAACAGCCGCCCCCGUCACGCUCGCCGCAGACACGCUACCAGGUGAUCGAGCCGACAGGCCCGCGCCCGUGGACGCUGUACGGAUUGGACCAGGCCGAAUACGACCAGAUCGUGUCUCUCUUCGUUUUCUUCGACGAUGACGACAGCGGCAUGCUGGACCGCAAUGAGGUAGGCCGUCUCGCACGGUGGCUGAACUUUGCGAACACACCGCAGGGCGUGAAGCAGAUCUUUGACGAUAUGGACUUUGACCACAGCGGAAGGCUUUCCCUUGGCGAGUUCCUGACGUGGCUGCGGCACAACAAGCCGAAUCCGAAGACCCUCUACGGUCUCACGCAGUCGCAGUACAACACAAUCAUGAUGCAGUUCCGCAUGUACGACACGAAUCAGGACGGGUGCCUAGAGAUGGGGGAGUUUACCCGACUGGUGCAGAAUCUCGGCGACGUGCGCGACACUGCGACAGCGCAGCGUCUGUUCCAGAUGAUCGACCGGGAUCGCGAUGGAGCCAUCAGCCUACACGAGUUCCUUAUUUUUCGAAGUGGAGACGAUUGA
This is a messenger RNA of Leishmania braziliensis MHOM/BR/75/M2904, 1188 nucleotides long. RefSeq lists its product as hypothetical. The record is from RefSeq and is a predicted model, not a curated record. Gene Ontology annotation, molecular function: calcium ion binding. The transcript has a single exon. Lineage: Eukaryota; Euglenozoa; Kinetoplastea; Trypanosomatida; Trypanosomatidae. The coding region runs from base 1 to 1188 and encodes 395 amino acids.